This is a messenger RNA of Marchantia polymorpha subsp. ruderalis, 750 nucleotides long. The record is from the annotation of a GenBank genome assembly. NCBI's taxonomy places the organism in Eukaryota, Viridiplantae, Streptophyta, Marchantiopsida, Marchantiales, Marchantiaceae.
AUGAACCUCAUUUUAUCCACUUUGUUCCUCAUUCUCUCGCUUGACGGCCUGUCAGAAGCUGGAGAAUCAGGAGCUGUCAGCCGCACAACUUUCGGAGAUGCUACAGCAACGUUUUACGGAGGCACUGAUGCUGCUGGUACAGCGGGAGGUUCAUGUGGUUAUGAAAAUCCGUUCACGAGAGGUUACGGUGUGACCACAGCUGCGCUGAGCAACAGCUUACUCAGUGACGGUCUGAAUUGCGGAGCCUGCUUUGAAGUCAAGUGCAAUUUCGGUGCAUCAGACUAUACGAGAAAAUACUGCUAUAACGGCAAAUCAGUCGUUAUCACGUCGACAAACCUCAGCCCUCCUGGUCUCCAUGGAGAACACCACUUCGACCUGACCUACCCAAUGUUCACUCAGAUUUCGAAUAUGAUCGCUGGACGCAUCCCGGUUCAAUACCGCAGAGUGCCAUGUAAAAAGCAGGGAGGGAUUAAAUUCAAUAUCAAUGGCAAUCCUUACUUCAAUCUCGUGCUCGUGUAUAACGUAGCUGGUGGUGGAAACGUUUAUGCCAUGGCGAUGAAAGGUGGCAACAGUGCCUGGUGUACAAUGGGACGAAACUGGGGACAAAAUUGGCAAUCCUCCGUGAAGCUUACUGGGCAGGGACUGUCUUUCCGUGUCACGUUGGGCAGUGGCAAGAUGCUAGUGUUCAACAACGUAGCUCCAUCGUCGUGGCAGUUCGGUCAGACGUACCAGGCGAGCAGUAACUUCUGA